Messenger RNA from Electrophorus electricus (electric eel), 3615 nucleotides. It is a transcript of the gene kel, whose product is annotated as Kell metallo-endopeptidase (Kell blood group). Gene Ontology annotation, cellular component: plasma membrane. The record is from RefSeq and is a predicted model, not a curated record. NCBI's taxonomy places the organism in Eukaryota, Metazoa, Chordata, Actinopteri, Gymnotiformes, Gymnotidae. Gene Ontology annotation, biological process: protein processing. Gene Ontology annotation, molecular function: metalloendopeptidase activity.
GUUUGCGCUUGUUUGAAUUUCUGUACAGAAUAAAGAAAUACUACAAAAAGAAGGAAAGAUUUCACUAGAAAUAUUUUAUGAUACCAAAUAUUUUAUGAUAUGAUACUGAAGCACGUAUAUGCUAAUACUUUUUAAGAUAAAGUUUGGCGACUAAAUCUAAGUGAAGUCAAACCUUCUCAGACAUACGUUAACUCAGCAACAAACACACAUGGAGUUUGUGACGGCGUGGGGGAGAAAGAAAGAAACAGAAAAGGGUCUCUUGGAAGAGGCCAGCUCACUGGGUUUUAUCAGCAUGUGAAAGAGAGAGCAGAGAGGGUGAUGAGUACAGAUAGUGGGCAGAUGACUGAGCUGACUUAAGGAGAGAAGAUUUGAAAAAAGUAAGAUUUCGACUUUGCGGAAAAGGACGCAGAUGUGACCAGCAUUCUGACGCAGAAACAGUUCUGGUGUUUGAAAGUCUUUGAAAACAAGUGAAAACAAAAUGGAUCAAAACUCGUCGGUUCUACAGGGAACUCUAGAGGUCUCACAAGAACAGCCUCAGUCGGAAGAAUCAAAGUCACUGGUCAGGAACCAGUGUGUAAACAUCCUAUUAGCCCUUUUGGGCUUCUUCCACAUUGGUUCAAUAGCAUGGUUGUUGUUAUAUUCCCAGAUGUCUCUGACAAAUCAAGACUCUCCUACCUGUCUCUCUCCAGCGUGCAAGGGAGUUGCAGGACGUUUCUCUGCUGCAUUGGAUCCUUUUUCCCGACCCUGUGAUUACUUCAAAUUUACCUGUGCGUCAAAGGCAUCAAUAACCAGCAGAGGGAGACAACGAGGCAAGUUUAUAUUCCACAAUAGAACCAGGGAACAGGAGCAUAGGAGGAGGUCAAUUAACAAAGAAGAAAUGCUGAGACUGGCCAGAGACUCAGACUCUGAAGAAAAGCAAAAUGAACCAUUUGAGAGAUUACCAGACAGACAAACAGCUUUGCUUCAGGCAAUAAAAGAAAUUUUGGAGUCUCCUGUAGUGGGUGUGUCUGUGAACAGUGUGGAACACAAAGCCCGGAGAUUUUAUAAAACCUGUAUGGACCCCAUAGCUGCAGAGAGUGUCAGCUCAGAACGUUUUAUCACACUGAUUGAGCAGCUGGGUGGCUGGUCGGUAUCUAGGAAUUGGACUGAACCAGACUUUAAUGCUACACUGGUUCUGCUGAUGGAACAGUAUGACACCUUUCCUUUCUUUAAUGUGUAUGUGGGCCCUGACCACAGAGCAAAUCAGCCCAACAGCAGCCAGCACUACAUACAGAUUGAUCAACCAGAAUUUCAGUUCACAGUUGACUGGAACAACAAAAAACAUAAAUACCAAUCCAACCCACAGUCUUGGCGUUCAUUCUACUUGUUCUGUAAGAAACUCUUGGAGCUCUUCGAUGUUCCCUCCUUUGACAUCACUCUGCUCUGUGGCCAGUACUUGUCUCUGUGUUCCACUCUAGUCAUAGCGACCUCACCUCUUGAAUACAGACUCAGUCAAAAACUACUAUACCACAGAGUUACCAUCCAAGAACUACAGAUGCUGGCUCCAGCUAUUGACUGGCUGAGGUGUCUUAAGGCCACCCUUCACCCUGUUCCUGUCAGCCAGUCAGAUUUUGUGCUUUUGCAUAAUCUCCCUUAUCUCACCCAUAUGUCCAAGAUAGUCAGUGAAUGGAAGCUUAAACCUGACACGAUGAAAAGUGGUCCUCUCCAUAUGUAUAUGGUUCUGACCCUUCUGCAUUCACUCAUUCAUACCCUGGACUCCAAAUUCACUCAGACCUUGAAAAACAUCUCUAAUGCUAUUGGAGUGGAGGAUGUCCCACGCUGGAGAGAUUGCGUUCUGCAGACCAUAAAAGGAUUUGACAAUUGGCUCAGUCAUGCGAUCAAAGAAAAUUAUGCCCUUAAAGAGGCUGAAGAGCUUAUGCAUGACAUUUACUCAAGCUUUGAGUCCAAAGUAGCCAAUAUGAGCUGGAGAGAUGAGGAGACGCGUGAUAUUAUUUUGAAUAAGGUUAAAUCUCUCACUCCAAAACUUUCCAGCAGCACAAAACUCAUUGAUCAGCUCAAAUUCUGGAAACAGCAUUAUGCAGAGGUUGUUGUGAGUGAAAAGGACUAUUUUGCCAAUUACCUGCAGCUGCUAGCUCUUCAUCAGAAGAGGAGGAGCAGUAUUUUCUUUCAUACUGAGCAACCUGACUGGCUGUCUGUUAGUCCAUUUCUCUCUGGUAAUGACAUUAUCAUCCCAGUUGGAAUGUUUGUGCUACCUGUGUUCCAUCCUUCCUAUCCAAGAGCUAUCAAUUAUGGGAUGCUGGGAUCCUUGAUUGCAAAAGACCUUUUCCACCUGCUACUGCCUGAGAUCCUCGCACAGUCUGAGAGCCCUAGCCUGGAGAGUGCAUGUGUGUGGUCGCACUACCUUAGUCGCAGCAAGGCCCCAAGAAGGCUAGCAAAUUUUUCUCUCCCCUCACCCCAACAGAAGGAGGUGUGGAUGCAGUACUCAGCCCUCCAGGUGGCGCUACAGUCAUAUACUAAGAGUUUGCAGAGACAUUCUAUUGACACCUCUGUGUCAGGACUCUCUCACAUUCAUCUCUUUCUGUCCUCGUUUAUUCAGGCAAGCUGUGAUUCAGAGCCGUACCGUGUGUCCAUGCCCUUUGAACCCUCCUUCCUGGUGUCUGUCCUAUGUGAGACCUCUGAUAUCUGCCCUAAACCACUGAUCUGUCUGGACAGAUCUCAGGGACGUCUUCCUGAUUGGUGUUAGAUAUGAGCCACAGUGAAGCACUGAACACAGCUCACAGCAGAGCUGCAAUGUGGAAUGAAUGCUGUCAGUACUACACAAAGAUGCUGCUGCAGAGAAGGAUGCAUUCAGAUUACUGGUAUAUUUUUAAAUAUGGUGAUAAAUAACAAGCUAACAUUACAACUUAACAAGGAUCACCCCCCCCCCCCUUUUUUUUUUUAAUGGUUCUAAUUGAGUUAACGGUUCUUAUGACUGUCGUCACACUGCAACAGCAUCAGCUUCCAGUUUAGCUUAGUUUAAAAUAUGUACCGUGCGUUGAAUUCCUACCCUGAUUGUAUUUUGGGUCUUUUACUUAGUUCCCUUGCAAUUUGUGUUUCAAAACAGAAGUGAAUUUGUGAGAUAUUUCAGGUGGGAUUCAUGCCUUUUUUUGCUUUUAUUAACAAACACGACACAGUUUCAAUACUAAUAGCUUUGUGCAUCCUGAAAACUGGAUUUGCGGCAUGUGAAUACAAGAUUUGUUUAUUGCAAACACGUGAUUUUUUCUAUGAUAACACUAGAUUUGUUUUACAUGAAUACGGUAUUUCUUUCAAAGAACUAUAAAUGUUAAGUAAAAGUUAUUUUGAUCAAAUACAUUUUAUUUUCUCUUUAGUUGACUGCAAAAUCGCUGAUUACUGGAGUUUAAACAGCGUGUCACAGACUCAGAAUUUUUCUCAUGUUAUGUCCCGCAAUCGGUAUCAGAUGAUAAACAUUUUAAAACAGUCGAGUCAAUAAUCUAUCUAUGAAUAUUGUUUUAAUCGGCAUAUUCCAACAAAGCGCCACUGUAGGCUCCGUAGGUUCUGUAGGUUAUAAGAACAUGCAAUAACAACCUGUCAUAAGAACCUGGCAUAUUCAUUAAA